Molecule: messenger RNA, 1800 nt
Organism: Paramecium tetraurelia
Lineage: Eukaryota; Ciliophora; Oligohymenophorea; Peniculida; Parameciidae
Exons: 6
Molecular function (GO): GTP binding; GTPase activity
Source: RefSeq, a predicted model, not a curated record
AUGAAGAGUACUUAAAAAGAAAAGCCCAUUCAGGUGGUGAAGUACACUAAAGAAACAUAAAAAUUUGAAAUAACACAGGAGGCUAGAGAAUUUUUUCAAUAAUUGGAUGGAGACAUAGGUUUUGUUGUAGUUUGUGGGAAGUACAGAACAGGCAAAAGCUUCUUGUUAAAUAAGUUAUUGGAUGCAGGAGGAGAAGGAUUUAAAGUUGAUGCUGCAACUGACUCUUGCACCUAAGGUAUUUGGAUGUAUACGAAACCGAUCAUCAAUCCAAAGACUAAUCUAUAGAUCUAUUUCUUAGAUACCGAAGGAAGUGAGUCAAUUGAGAGAACCACAAACCAUGAUGCAAAAAUAUUUGCUUUAGCUAUUUUAAUGAGUUCUAUUUUUGUUUUCAAUUCAAGAGGCUGCAUAGAUGAAACAUCCAUUUCUCAAUUACAAUUAACAACGACAUUAGCAAAGAAUAUAUAGGUUUAGGAUUAGAAUAAGGAAUCUGUUAAUGAGUCAUAAAUCAAAUAUUUUACGCCUAAAUUUGUUUGGAUUUUAAGAGACUAUGUACUUGAAAUGAGAGAUUAGCAGCAAAGAGAAUUGACACCAAAAGAAUACAUGGAAAAUUGUCUAACAGAUGAGAGUUAAUAUAUUAAAUAGAAUGAAUAGAGCAAAAAAAUUAGAAAAUCAUUACUUAACUUUUUUAAGGAGAGACACUGCUUCCCAUUAAUCACUCCUGUCGAUGAUACUCAACUCAAAAAUGUUGAUUAAUUAGCUUUGAAUCAAUUAAGACCUGAAUUUUAAAAGACUUUGAUGAAAUUGAAGGAAUACCUUAUUAACAACUGUUCUCCAAAAUAAAUACAUUCUGAAAAUGUGAACGGGAGAAUGUUCUGUGCAAUGUUGGAUAAUUACAUAAGUGUAAUCAAUAGGGGAGGUGUUCCUAACAUUGAUACUGCAUGGGAUAGUAUUCUGAAGAAUGAAUGUGCUUAAGGAUAUGAAUAAGCAAAAAAAAACUAUUCCAAUAAUUACACUAAUUUCUUCAUUCAAAACAAAAAUACAAGAAAAUUAGAGGAGACUUUUUAAGUUUUAUCAUAAAUUCGAAGUGAAUGCUUUGAUACAUUUCAUCUUAUUGCAGGAGUAAGGGAAAUGAACAAGCAUUAUGAAGAUUACAAAUAAAAACUCAUAGAUUUAAUGAAUAAAACUGAAAGUGAGAUUUUAAAUUAAAAUGACGAAAUUCAUCAAUCAAAAAACCAAGAGAUCAUAGCGUAAGAAACCAAGAAGGUUUAGGAUGAUGUGGAAAAGGAGAAUUACACUUAUGAUGAUUUACAUUUUUUUUCAUCUGAUUUCGUAGGGUUUAUAUUGAAUUAUGAUAAAUAAGCAUCUGGUGUUAGGAAGGCAAGUACACUUUACGAUUAUUUAAAAUUAACUCAUUCAAAUCUAUUAAAAAAAUUAGAGAAAUCAAUAAGGCAAAAAUAGAAUAAGAAGGGAGGAACUCAGACUAACAUUAAUUAAGAAUUAGCAUAGGAGAUUCGAGACUACGAUUCUUAAUAUAAAUUAUUAGAAUAGAAUAUUACCUAAUAAGAUACCUAAUUGAAGAAGUUGGAAGUUGAGAAACAAAAAUUGGAUGAAGAAAAAAAGAAAUUAAAAGAUGAAUUAGAGAAGCUUCAAAUUAGCAACAAGUAACAAGGACCUAGCCAAAUUAACAAUGCUGAAAAAUAAAAAUUGGAUGAUGAUAUAAAGAAGUAGGAAAAGGAUAAGCAGGAACUAAGUUUAAGACUAAAAAAUCUUACAAAAAAAAAGAAGGGCUGUUGUGGAUGA